UGUCUGCGGUGCAGUCUGAGCUGAGCUGUCCUGAAACACGUCAGAAUCGAGGUCGUGUAAAGAUGAAUCAUCUUUAUUUGUUUACCUCCUGUAUUAUGAUGUAGGGGGUACAUAAAGUUGUCACCUCGUAGCAGAGGGAUCAUAGACACCCAUGGCAGAACUACAGAGCCACACAUUUGUGUAAAACCAAGUAGCAAACAACCACAGGCGAUGGGACAUUCUCUGGGACACAUGCUGCAUGCGGAGAGGUUAAAACUUCGGAGGGGGAGGCACCACCACCGGGAUCAGCAGAAGUUCCCAGACCUGGAAACCCUCCCCCCGGAAGUGGGCAUGGCCGUCCUGAAGCACCUGAAUGCCACAGACCUGUGUUUGGCCUCCUGUGUGUGGAACAUGGCCAACGAUGAUGUCCUGUGGAUGGGACUUUGCAAAGCCACCUGGAACUAUGCCACCAUCUACAGAAAGCAGAGAGAUGCUAACUUUUCCUUCAGGAGACUGUACCUUAUCUUAGAUGAAGGUUCUCUAACCUUUAAUGCAGACCCCGAGUCAGGUAUUGAGUACCUGGUUGCCCAGGGUGUGUUGGAUAACCACCCCAGAGAGCUGGCAGCUUUUAUCCAUGGCACACAAACCCUCAGAUGGAAACCCCUCCGUAUCUUCCUAGAAAACAGGCCAGAUGUUCUGGAUGAUCUAGUCAUUCGUCAGAACUACAGGAACCAGUUCCUCCCCAACGCCCUGCGAAAGUUCUUCCUGACUAUUCACGCGCCUGAGGAGAGGGGGGACUACCUUCAGAAACUAGUGGAGAAAUUCUCCCAGAGAUUCUGUCAGUGUAACCCCGACUGUGGACUGUCCCCAGGGGUGAUAGAGGUACUAUGUUUUGCCCUGAUACUCCUCUCUGUAGACUUGAGCAGUCCACAUGUAAAGAACAAGAUGUCUAAGCGCGAAUUCAUCAAGAAUCUUCGCCACGCCACUCCAGAAACAGACCCCGAAUUCGCCGGCCACCUUUAUGACAACAUCUACCUCGUGGGACACGUGGCACCCAACGAUUGAUUGAAAGGAAAUAAAAGCACACUUUUAGGCAAGCAAAUGAAAUGUAGCAAGUAUCUUUGUAUUUUUCAAACUGGCAGCUGAACAAUUUUAUGUUGUUACAUGCCAAGAACAUGUAAUAUGUCCCAAAAUGUAUCAAAUGUGUGAAGUGUGUUUCAAAUUAUUAUCACAAUUGUCUUGCGACAUAUUUGUGUAGAGAAAAGCAAGCAGAGGGAAGUGUUGUAAAUAUUAUUGUAAAUUUGAUGUAGAAAGGUUUUUAGAAAACUUGAGCCUGAUAUGAUUAUUGGUGUGAACAGUGACAAAGAUAUAUUUGCCCUUUUCAAAUUAAAGAAAUGUAUAUGACAAAUUGCAGAAGUGUAUAUGACAUACAAAAAGACUGUCUGCUUUGCAGUGCUUGGGCCUGGAACUAUAAUAUUGAAGCAAUGUACAGAAGUUUUAAUGAUUAUGUAGGCAUACAGACGAUCCAAAGCCCUGCCACCUAUGUAAAAACAUAGGAAUGUGAAUUAAAAUCAUGCAAAUUGAAAUCUUUGACAGACAAUAGCCAUUUUUCCAUUGGUUAAACAGCUAAAUUGCCAUUCUACAAUUGGUUGACCUGCUAAUUAUGACAAUCAAUCAGGAUUGGUCCAUUAACAUUUAAGAUGUAUGUUGGUGGACAGCUAUCAAGGAUGUUGAAUUUGCAACAUUUUGAAUCGCACACUUCAGCCAAUUUAGGUAGUGCUGGGAAAAUAGCACUUCUGAUUGUGUUUCUUUGCUUUGGCCAGUUUAAUUAAACUGGCCAAAACCAUCAAGAAUACCGUUACUUUCCAGAAGUUUAACGGACCCCAGUACAUUCAAGCUGAGCUGACAUUAAAACUGUACGCAAGCCCUUUAGAAAUUGAGAGACCUUCUUUGACAAAUGUAUGCAAAACAUUUAUUCGAUCACAUUUGAAAGUUCUGUAAACAUGUAACUGUUUCAUACAGUGUAUAUUAAUGGUGAUUUAUCACUGGAAUAGCAAACAAUUUUCUGUUAUCCAUUGCGAAUGAGAUUUUUUUGCUGAUAUUUUUGUUGUCAGUUGUUUUUAUUUGUGAAAAAUUUAUUGAAAAUUAAGUGUAAUUUUAAAAUAUGCAUACAUA
Messenger RNA from Branchiostoma floridae (Florida lancelet), 2154 nucleotides. Its product is annotated as F-box only protein 8-like. Gene Ontology annotation, biological process: regulation of ARF protein signal transduction. The transcript is spliced from 6 exons. The record is from RefSeq and is a predicted model, not a curated record. Lineage: Eukaryota; Metazoa; Chordata; Leptocardii; Amphioxiformes; Branchiostomatidae. Gene Ontology annotation, molecular function: protein binding; guanyl-nucleotide exchange factor activity. Bases 211 to 1044 code for a protein of 277 amino acids.